Molecule: messenger RNA, 2238 nt
Organism: Rhopilema esculentum
Lineage: Eukaryota; Metazoa; Cnidaria; Scyphozoa; Rhizostomeae; Rhizostomatidae
Product: cyclic nucleotide-binding domain-containing protein 1
Source: RefSeq, a predicted model, not a curated record
UGUGCUUCUUUAUUGUUUACCUUGGAGAUAAAAUGGGAGCCUACCUUCCUUUAUUGUGACAAGAGCCUAUUUGAAUAUAUCAGAGAAGUAUAACCUUGCAUUGCUAAAAAGUGAUGGAUACAAAACAGGCUCAGUGUAAUUCUUUAGCAAAGCUUGAUGAAAGUGACCGAAAAGUUGGUUUCAUGCUUAAAAAACUUCCACCAAUAAAGAAUGAAAGAAAAAUCAAUUACGAGAAUCUGAUUCUCUUUGACCAGCAAAUUAGAGAUAGAGAAAAAUUGUCAAGAGAAGCAGCCCAUAAGACAUUUAUGGAAAAUUAUCAUAUGAUAUUUGAUGAGAAGCCUGAUAUCACCAAAGCUCCAAAGGAAAGCCUAGCUGAAAAGCCUAAAAGAAGUCCCAAAGAACUUGAUAAAGUUGAAAGCCACAACAUAACAGAGCAUUUAGCUAAGCUACACAGACACAGAGCAAGCCCUACCAAAGAAGCAAGGUCAGAAGAGCUGAUGAGAAAGAUUAGGAAACUGUGCAGGAAACCACCAUUUGAUCGGACAUCAAAAGACAAUCAACUGCUUUUCAAAUGCCUUGCAAAUGUCAACUGUUUUUCUCACAUAUCGAGGAAAGUUCUCCAAAAACUGGUCACCACAGCUUAUCUAGAAAAGUGGGAAGCUAAUUUUACUGUUUUUGGAGAUUCUGGACUCUAUCUGAUUAUCAAAGGGGCAUGUGCCCCAUAUCCAGCAGCGGAAACCCCCAAAGUCCCUGCAAUACAACGUGAAGAUUCCGAAAUACUUUUUGAUGAUGUCACUAUGGAAAGUCCUUCUUCAAAAAGAAUGUAUACGCUUACUGUUGGCGAUCAUUUUGGAAGACUCGAGCACACUGAUGAUUCAGAAGAAUUUGCUUCCGGGAUUCUUUCCGUAACGACGCUUGAGAACUGUGAACUGCUACGGUUUGCAAGCACAUCUUACGAAAGGGUUGCAAAGCAAGUUAAGGAUGCAGAGUACAACGACAAAGUGCAGCUUGCGCAAAGUUGUACGCUUUUCAAAGACUGGCCUAAUCUAUCGCUUAAAAGAAUAUCUGAAAUAUUACGUUGGGCUGAGGUCCCUGCUGGUGAAACUCUUGCCUUAGAAGGGAAUGUCUCAUCAACCAUUUACUUUAUAAAAUCUGGCGUCUGUCAACUGAAAAAGACGUUGUCGGUUGCUUUUACUACCCCCGAUGGAAGGAAGGUAAAAAGAAGAAAAGAAGUAGUAACUGGAACUUUGGAAGCAGGGGAUUCUUUUGGAGAGAAAAGUUUGAUGCUCAACCAACCAAUAGAACAAUCUGUUGUUUCAGAAACAGCAUUGCUUGUUGCCACUAUCGAACUAGAGGAUGUCCAAGGUCUGGAUGAGGUUACGCGAGCUUUAUUUCUACAGACAUGUGAGGCGUCGGGAACCGCAACUGCUGAGGCGAGUAUAAAAAAGAAGUACGUCGAAAAGCAAGUUGAACUUGAGUGGAAGUCCAAGAAGGAAGCAAUCCUCAAUGAUGUCUUGUAUCAUAAUGGAAUUGUACCUGGUUACAGCAAGUGGAGUCGUAAUCCACAUAAAGAUGACGUCACACACUAAAUUGGACACAAAUGAAUAACUGAUAGCCUUGCAUUCAUGACUUGAAAGAGCUGGCAACAAGGCACUGUUUCACGAUCUUUAGGCUAUUCACUUGAAAGAGCUGGCAACAAGGCAAUGUUUCACGAUCCUUAGGCUAUUCAUUCUCAAUCCUUAUUGUAGGUUACUUACACUAGCUAAUCAUUGCCCCUUUAACAUAGUCAAAGAAAAGAAACCCUGAAAACCUAUACAAGUUGAAGUCUCAUCCUUAAAAUUUGAAAUUGAGUGGAAGUCGAUAUUUAUUAAAGCUUUUUAACUAGAAAUUACUCUGGCGUUUUGCCUGAUAUGUGUCCUUAUGCAUCACAUUGGUUGUAAGCGCUGGUUGUGUUUUAUGUUGAUGACAAGUUUACCGUAGUACAACCCUGGUAGUGCUAAUUAGUAAAUAAACUCAGAUUUUAAGAGCUUGUAAAUAUGUGAGUAUGUCUUUCGAUCGAUAAAAAUAUUCACUUUUGCAUUGUAUUUUAGAAUAUUUGAAAAUAGGCAUGUAAGUAAAACUUUUCCAGUUAUACAAAAACUUUAAUUGAUCAAAAUAUCUUAUUAACAUAGUUGGGUAAUUCAUGUUUUUUCUCUUUUCCUUAAAGUAGCAAAAGGGUUUGCAGCCAUCCUUGUAACC